Molecule: messenger RNA, 666 nt
Organism: Psilocybe cubensis
Lineage: Eukaryota; Fungi; Basidiomycota; Agaricomycetes; Agaricales; Agrocybaceae
Exons: 6
Coding region: 1-666 (221 amino acids)
Source: RefSeq, a predicted model, not a curated record
AUGGAAGCAUCGGUGUUCCCUACCGAAAACCAGAAUUUGGGAUCGACACCAGGCCCCUCACAAUCAUAUUAUGGACAUGGCAUACAUGAUCCAUAUGCGACUGCUAAUGAGUUCAGCAUUUACAAUAGCCUGAAUGAGCCCUUUACGCCGCAGUCCUCUUUGCCGAGCUCGAGUAAUCGGUAUACGAACGACUACCAAACCUUCUCACGUACUAUUGGAGAAGGUUUCAGUAACAAUUUAUCCACAGGCGAACAGCAAACCGUCGAGGAUCAAUGCUCUGGGGAUCACCCUGUCGAGCACGAUCACAGUGAGCCAAACGCACAUGGAAGCAAUCUAUAUGGACUGAACAAUGCCCUGGAGUGGCCACCCAGGGCAUAUGAAUCCAUUGAAGGGGAAAUGCCUCAUACCAACGCAGGUACAUGGACGGACGAGUCCAUUGCACCGGAGCAGCCGGCUCCAAGUACUUCCCAGGUCCAAGGCCACGUACCCAGUUGCAUGGGGGGCCUUGGUGUCAGCGUUACACACGACGACGGUGGCGGGUGCACGACCUCACGAGCCCAAGAUAAGAUCAAAAUCAAUACCGUGCUAGAUGUGCUUCAGCGCGGACCUGCAGCUACUGUAGGGAACGAGGGAGUCAUCGAAGGUCGAGCCGGCAGACUAAGGUGA